Messenger RNA from Paramuricea clavata, 6135 nucleotides. The record is from the annotation of a GenBank genome assembly. Lineage: Eukaryota; Metazoa; Cnidaria; Anthozoa; Malacalcyonacea; Plexauridae.
CGCAUCUUCGGCAGAUAUAAAAUUUCUAAAUUUGGCAAAAUUUGUAAACACGACAACUAUUUUAAAAUCAAUUUGUGAUUUAGAAAUCAUGGAAAAUAUAUGUUUUAUCGAGCCAAAGCGUGAAAUUUUGUCGCCUAUGGAUAUGCCUAAAUGGAUGAAAUCUCAGGUACAAAAUUAUUAAUAUAUCUCAGAUAGCAAGCCUUGCUCUCAAAUCCCCCCUUUCUAGAAGAAAUUUAUCACGCCCCCUCCCCCCUUCAGCAACGAAACAUGUGUUGAGAUAAAUACAAACAAACGAAAGAAUAUAUUGCAUGUUUAGAUGAUCCUGUAUAUAGCAGUCAGGAUUUUUGCAGAGAUCUUGCUCAUAAUAUAGACUGUAGCAAAACACAAGUUAUACAUACAGGAUGUGUUUCCACUGCUUGUUCCCAACUUGUUGCCAAGUUGCCAACAGCAGCUGUUGAAUUCAACAUGUUAAAAGUUGUUCCAACAACUUGUUGACGUCCUGCAAUAACCCUUUCGAUAAUUACGUCAUUUGGCCUGGGAGCCUCGCUAUCAUGGAUAGUGAGCCAAUCACCUUGCUAAUGAGAGCGAGACUCCAAGACCAAAAUGUGCAUGUGACAUAAUUAUCGAAAGGGUGUAAUGAACAAUUUGUCAACAAGUUGUGAGUGACAACCUUGUAGCAACUUGAUAAAAUAACAGCAUUGUUACAACUUGUCGGCAAGCUUGCUACAAGCCUGUUGCGAACACAUCUUGUUGACAAGUUGUGAGAGUUUUACAUGUGUAUAGGUAGGAUCCUGGCAUGUGUUGCCAAAUGAUGCAUGGUAAUUUUGGCAGCUAGACUGACGAUGAAAAUUUUAUCUACAGGAUAAUUAUAAAAUAUGAAAGAACCUUAACCCAUUGAGUGGCGGCACUCUCCCCCUGACAAGUAAAAUCAUCUGGUGUUAGACAGAGUAAAAUAAUAAAGUAGAAUGCAUCUGGGCACAAUGCCACUAAAAAGGUUAACAGUGACAUUAGAUAGAGUAAAAUAAUAAAGCAGGGUGCAUCAGAGCACAUUGCCACUUAAAAGACUUGCAGACAAAUCAAUGUUAUUUUUUUUUCCAAGGCUUAUCAUGAGUUUGUUGGCUUCAUAAUGGCAUUAAAUAAUGCUGUCAAAGGAAAACCAAUGCAAUGUGAUUAUGUCAGGUCUGAGGUACUGGCUAAUAAUGUAGUGAAGUUUAGAACAAAAGGUGCUUUUAAUUUCAAGUACAGUAUUUACUGUUUCAGGAUAUUGUAUGUUGUCUAUCGUUAUCUGUUGUAAUUUUUCAUCCUAUUAUUUAGAACUGUGAAAAAGUCAUUGAUUUGCUUGAACUUUUGGAUAAGUGGAUUGAUGAGAAUCCAGCUGUUGAUCAGCCAGUUAGGUUUGGGAACACAGCUUAUCGAGACUGGUUUACUAAACUAGAAACAGUAGGUUAUGCAAGUAUGUUUUGUGCGAAUAUGGUUUAAUUUAAUAUUUAGAUGUACACAUGGUGCAUCUAUUUUUAUGAAAUUUAUGAAUUACAAUUUUCUUUUGAGUUAAUUGUUUCAUGGUUGGAUGGGUUAAUUGGUCGGUCAGUUAGUUAGUCUGCCAGCCUGCCCGGUAAGUCAGCCAACUGUCGGUCAUCGGUAGGUGUGUUGGUUGGAAGGCCUGCCAGCCAGUGAGCUGUUGGUUGGUAGGUGGGUUGGUUUGUCAGUCUGCUGUCAGUGGGUUGGAUGGUUGGUAGUCCUGCCAGCCAGUAAACUGCUGGUUGGUCAUCAAUCAUCUGUUGGUUGGAUGGUUCCCAAGUCUGUCUCUCACGUGCAUCGCUAUUCAACCCCUUGAGAGACGGACUUGAACCAAGUCUAGAUAGUUGGUAGGCCUGCCAGGGUUGGCUUAUCAGUCAGUCGAUGGAUGGUAGGUAGGCUUGCAAGCCAGUGAUCUGUUGGUUGGCAGAUAGGUUGGUCGUCCAGCUGUCCACAACUGAAAGAUAUCUACUGUAUUUUCAGGGGAGUGAAGUUAUUUUAAAGGAUUUACUACCAAGCGACAGACCAGAUGCAAUAAUUGAGUUACAAGCAUACUUUAAAGGUCUAUAAUGCAUUACGGUAACUUAUGAGAAAUUUAAAAUCUCAAACUCAGUAUUAAAAUAAGACUCAGUAUUUGUUUAAUCUUUAUCAGAUGGAUUCGGUAAUAAAACAAGGAUUGAUUAUGGCUCAGGUAAUAUAUGCUGCAUUCAAAUCUCAAUUUUAUUAGACUUGACCAUUACAUAGAGGAAAUAUAAUGAAAAUGUUAUAACGUUUGUAUUACAUCUGCGCUUAAUUAAAACAAGUUCUUGAAUUUUUUACGUUUUUCGCAGGUCACGAGGCGUCGUUUGCCGCAUUUCUAUGUUGUCUGUUUAAAUUGAAAGUUCUACACGAAACUGACUACAUCGCGACAGUUUUCACAAUUUUUAAAAGGCAAGUUCACUGAGUUCACUGAGUUCAUUGAAUUUCUCACUCGUUGCAUGGUGAGUGGAUUUCCCACCACUAAGCUAAUUGCCCAAUUAAUAGGGGCUCGAGGUACCUACGAUUUAACGUCCUUAUCUGAGAAGACGCGAAAGUCUAACCAUUUACUGAUGUCAAUGUAAAGAUAGCUCUUUCUCCUCAAUUAUUUUAAGAGCUUGAGUAGAGGUCCGAGCAAGGAUUGAACCCGGCUCUCCCGGCUUGAAAGACAAGCGUGCUGACCACCACACUACAAGUGCUGACAAGCCACAGCCGUUGUUCCCAACUUGUUGACAAGUUGUUACAACAUUGACAACUUGCAGAGUUUUCAGAACUUGCUGACAAGCUGUCUACAUAGCAAAAACACCCAACCAAAAACUGCUGUUCGUGUUUUAGAUAUUUAGAUUUAAUGCGUCGUCUUCAAAGCGUGUAUCGUAUGGAACCAGCAGGCAGCCAUGGAGUGUGGGGUCUGGAUGAUUUUAACUUUUUACCUUUCUUCUGGGGAAGUGCACAAUUGACAGGUGAGGGGGGGGGGGCAUGUCGUAGUUUUCUAAUAUCACUCUACAUGGUUUCUGUAAAGUCUGGUUUACACUAUCAAAGUUUCUGUGAUCACAGUAGCAAUUUUGCAUUGGUAAAUUCUAAGAAAUGUUUGAGGGAAAUAACUCAAGGUUAAAACACAGAGUCAAAGACACCGUCUUUUGUUUUAGAGUGGAUCACCAUGCGCUAGUGUUACACUUAGUGAAACACACCUAACUGGUUUAAUUUUAUUCAUUCUCUAUUUAGAUGAUAACUACAUGUUGAGACCAAGUUCAAUCCCAGACGCCAAAGUUUGUAACGCGAAUAAAAAAGAAUAUCUUUUCUUUGAUUGUAUUAACAACAUUCACCAGGUAAGCUCAUGGACAUCACUGAAGUCUUGUUUACACUAUCAAAGUUUCUGUGAUCACAGUAGGAAUUUUGCAUGGGUAAAUUGUAAGUUUUGAAAGAUUUGAGGGAACUGACUUAAUGUUUAAUACCGAGUCAGUUCCCUCAAUGGACCAUUUGCAUUAUAGACUAAAUUUUGAUCUAGACAAAAAUUUCAUCACAGCUUGAAAGAGCAUCACAAAAUUAGUCAUAUUCCAGAGUUUCGUUGCGAAAUGUUGUAAAAUACGGAUAAUAUAGCCUUGCGAAAUUUCCAAUUUUCAGUCAUUGUCUAUUACAAAUGGGAAAUUGAUGCCCCAACACCCGAUUGGGCGGUCAAUUUCCCGUGCGCAAUACAAAAUGACUGAAAAACGGCAAACUUCGCAUGGCUAUAUUAUCCGCAUUUUACAACAUUUCGCAACGAAACUCUGGAAUAUUACUAAUUUUGUGAUGCUCUUUCAAGCUGUGAUGAAAUUUUGUCUAGAUCAAAAUUUAGUCUAUAAUGCAAAUGGUCCAUUGCCCAAACAUUUCUCACAAAUCCUUCACAACAUACAAUUUACCUAUGCAAAUGUGAUCACAGAAACUUUGUACAAAAAAAACCUCCACAGCCUUAAAUUCUCUAAAUAUUUAGAUGAGAAUAUGAACGUGUUCGUUUAUACCGAAAACCGGUACACACGAUAUUUGUCUCGAACUAAAUGAGAUUAUUAUUCCAUGAUAAUUUACCUUCUAGGAUCCCACCAUAUUCUCUCUUGCAUUUUCUUUCUCCAAUGUCUUCUUAAUCUUUGUUGUUUUCCUUCCAGCGCUUUAUAUACAUCUUCAUCAUCUUAUCUCAUGUAAACAUACACUAAUAUUCAUUAAAUACUGGAACUGUCUGUGUCAACGUAGGUAGUGCAUGACAAUAACUCGAGAAAGCUGCGGACUGAGAAGGAUUCAACUGCCUGCAAAAUACAAGUUAGUCCAGACGAAGGGUUUUAAGGCCCAGACACACCGGACGCGAUUCGACAACGCGGCGCAAAUUUUCAGUUUUUAGAAACAAAUAAAACUGUCAACGGAUAUUUUAUUUUACAAGAUAUGCUGACCAAAUAGGUAAAAUUGCUUAAGUGUUACGAAUAUUUGAAAAACAUAGAAAAAUAUUGAAGUUAAAUGUAAUUGAAAAUUGAAAAUUCGCGUUGCCAAAUCGCGUCCGGUCUUUAUGGACCUUAAGAUCCAGACACACCGGACGCGAUUCGACAACGCGACGCGAUUUUUCGAUUUUCACUCAACGAUAACUUAAUCCGUUAUAACAUUUUGAGUUAUUUGGUCUACACAUCUUUUAAAAUUUGCUCUCAUUGGCUGUUUUAUUAACUUUCAAAAACUAAAAUCGAAUCGCGUCCGGUGUAUAUGAACCUUAACGUGUAUUUUACAGGUCGUUGAAUCCCUCUCAACCCUAAUAAUAAUCCUAAUAUGCGUUGCCUGUAACCCUUACUAGGUAAAAACUGGACCAUUUUUUGAACACUCGAACACUCUAUGGGGAAUCAGUAGUGUGCCAACAUGGACUAAAGUCAAUAGUGGUUUGUUAAAGAUGUACAAAGCAGAGGUCAGUAAUACUUUAUGCACUAUUUACAACAUGAGCGGGCGUGUUGUAUCGGGUUUUAACUAGUACAUAUUUUCACUCUCAUAGGUGCUAUCAAAAUUUCCCGUCAUGCAACAUUUUGUCUUUGGUUCAAUAUUGUCCAUUGAGCCAGUUCCAACAUGAUAGCGAACAUCGCUCAAAUAAUAUCCCAGGCUAUCCCUACAUGUCCCCCAGGAUGACCCUACACGUCCCACGAAGACGCUUGGAAGUGACGAAAUAGCAUUUAUAUCAAACCCAUCUCAGAAUUAAUUUAAUUUCUAUAAUAAGUCUAUUUUAUUUCGUGUAGUGAAAUGUAUAUAUAUAAGAUUAUAAUUAUUGUUAUUAAAGAUUACUUACAACAGACCAAAAAUUUUGGUUUUCCAUUCUUUUAUGGCUAUCUUAUUCUAGUUUUUUCUUUUGCUGCCCCGAUAAUUCGUCUGUGUACCUCAGCGAACUGAUGAAUCAUUGCAUAAUAAUCUGUAACUAUAUCGAUAAUUCAUCUAACAGACACACCCGUUUGCAAGUAUAAAUAUUGUAUCUGCUAACAUGAAAAAAGAGAAAGCGAGAAUCUUACUCAGGUAGCAACAAGAGGUCUAUAACGCCCACAUCAUCUGAAGUGGAGAACAGGCUUAUUAAUAAAUAAAUAACUUGUCUGUAAAGGCCCAUUUAGAAAAAUUUCCACAUAAAGAAAAAUUUCUAAAAAUAUCAACGUCAUGAAAACUUGAAAAUUUUCAACCUCAAAAAUUUUUCCUACGUUAAAUUUGUAUCGGCCAAUCACAUUUUACAAAAAAAUUUCCUAAGUGGAAAUUGCCCUUUAGACGUGAGUUAGCCUGCGCGGCAGGCGGUUUUUACGGUAUUUCCUUUGCCUCCCUACUUUUCGCUGCCUGUAGAAAUACCGCCUGCCACGCAGAAGGGAGUGUGAGCUCUAUAUAUCGAUAUCUUGACGGAUGAGAAUAAGUAUGAAUCUGUCCAAUAUGUGGUAAACAGACGCAUCACACGUCAUGGCGAACUAUCUGACUAGUAUAUGACGUCAUUGUAAGGCACUACCCAGAAUACCUUUCGUGAGAUCAACCUCAAUGGGAAAGACAUCAGCUUGCUUUAAUUCACUAUAACAUUCUUGAUGAUAUUUCGACAUGGCUUGAACAAGACGUUGCAGUUGAAACACGAUAUCUUGAACU